Eruca vesicaria subsp. sativa (arugula) is the source of this 1391-nucleotide messenger RNA. The record is from the annotation of a GenBank genome assembly. NCBI's taxonomy places the organism in Eukaryota, Viridiplantae, Streptophyta, Magnoliopsida, Brassicales, Brassicaceae.
CUUCUUUCCGUUACUCCGUCGUCGUUAGGUUUCUCUUCCGUUGACGGAGACAAAUUUCUACGGCGCCGAAUGUGGUCUUACCGACGAGAAAAACCCUAAUUUCCAAAGGAUUCGCAAUCUAUUUAGAAAAAUUUCCCGAGCAAUGAGCUUAGAGAGAAGAACACACGACGAAGGCGAAAGAAAGGAUCCAUCUUCCUCCUCCUCCUCCGACUCGUACGAGUUCACUCACGCCGCCUCCAAAUCCGCAGUAGCUCAAAUCUGCGAAACCGUCGGCUACAAUCACUCCAAAGACCCCCCGCUCGAAUCCCUAACCGGAUUCGCGAUCCAAUACAUUCUCCAGCUAGGUAAAUCCGCUACUUCCUUCGCUAACCUAAACGGUAGAAGUCAGUGUAACGUCUUCGACAUCGUCCUCGCUCUAGAAGACUUAUCCUGUAAUAAUAAUGUAGACGAGGAAAGAGUCUCUCUUGAUAGCUGUUCCGCUCUCCGUUCCGUUAAGCUUAGAGAAAUUAUCAAUUUUGUGAAAUUAAGUGAUGAAGAAGAAGAAGAAGGGGCUUUUAUACAGACAUUGCCUCGUUUCCCUGUGAGUGAUAAUAAGGUGAAGGGGAAGAUGGUGGUUCCUAGUUUCGUUGAGAUUGGUGAGACUCCACCUGGAAAGCAUAUUCCUUUAUGGCUCCCGGCUUUUCCUGAUCCCCAUACGUAUAAGGAGACACCUAUGUGGGUUGAGAGGGGGUUAGAUCCGAGGGGAGAUAAGAUUGAGCAGGCGAGGCAGAGGAGGAAGGCUGAGAGAGCUUUGUUGAGUCUUCAGAGGAAGCUUGUUUGUAGAAUCUCUUCGGGUGGUGAUCGUGUGUGGGGAGAUAUGGACGGUGGUGUUAAGGGAGAGAUUAGAGAAGAUGAGAGUGAAGUGACUGAGGAGGAGAGAAACGGAGAUGGUUUAUCAGUGGUGGAGGCGUUUGCUCCUGUCUUGGAGGCUGCAAGAGAUGGGGGUUUCAGUGAAGUUGAUGCUGAGUGGAAGGAGAAGAAGCCUGUUGCUCUUUCUAAGCUUAGAACUGUGAAGAAGUUUCUUGGAGAGCCGUUGGAUCUGACUCUGCAGAUGAAGGGUGAAGAUAGAGCUAUGUCGUUGCGUGAGGAAGAUAGGGAUGAUAAAAGGAGGAGGGCAGAGUUUAUUUUGAGACAGUGUAUGGAGAAUCCAGUAGACCUCAAUCAGUUGUAAAAUAAGUGAUUCAGUUACAGGCUCUGUAGGGUAGUUCUCUGAUUCAGUUACAGUCUCUGUAGUAGUGUAGUUGUUCUCCAAAAUGUUCGGUAAAAGAUUGUGAUUUUGUAGCCUUUUUUCGCUUUACAGGAUUAUGUUAUGAUUACGACUUUUGCUACUGAAAAUGGAAUGAGAGUUUCUA